AUGUUGGGCGUCGGAGCCUGCAUCCAGCUCAAAGAAUUAUGGGCUCAUCUGAGACGGCCAUACGGCAUCCUCAUCGGGGCGGCGGCACAGUUCAUCCUGCUGCCUCUGACGGCGUUCGGUCUGGCUCAUGCUCUGCAGCUGCCUCCACGGCAGGCGAUAGGGAUGCUGAUCAUGAGCUGUUGCCCGGGUGGAUCCACCUCUAACAUGUUCACGUUGUGGGUGGAUGGAGACGUGCCCCUCAGCCUUGCAAUGACCACAGUGAACACGGUAUUGUCGACCGGAUUUCUGCCCCUCAAUCUUCUUAUCUAUAGUCGCUCUUGGUCAGACAAGACAGCGGUUAUACCUUAUGUCAGUCUAGCACAGGGAAUAGCCCUGAUGCUUAUACCGACAGUCAUAGGUAUCGCAGUGCGUCACUGGAGGCCGAAGGUUGCCCUGUACAUGAUAAAGAGUCAGUAA
This is a messenger RNA of Haliotis rufescens (red abalone), 456 nucleotides long. RefSeq names its product solute carrier family 10 member 6-like. The coding region runs from base 1 to 456 and encodes 151 amino acids. The transcript has 3 exons. NCBI's taxonomy places the organism in Eukaryota, Metazoa, Mollusca, Gastropoda, Lepetellida, Haliotidae. The record is from RefSeq and is a predicted model, not a curated record. Gene Ontology annotation, molecular function: bile acid:sodium symporter activity. Gene Ontology annotation, cellular component: membrane. Gene Ontology annotation, biological process: bile acid and bile salt transport.